AUGCCAAUACGGUGCAAUGCUUUCCCGCUUACCCCAAGAGGAUUCUCACAAUAUCGACAAUUACAUACCACAUUCAUCCGAUCUUCUCAACCAAUCAAUCAUGGCCAAAAUCAUCCAAGUAUACCACCUCCAUUAGCAGGAUUGCGGAUCGUUGAUUUGACUCGUGUAUUGGCUGGACCAUAUUGUACGAUGUUAUUGGCAGAUUUAGGAGCAGAUGUGAUCAAAGUGGAGAACCCGGUCUCAGGUGAUGAUACACGAAGUUGGUCACCUCCAAAUGCGCCUUUAUUACAAACGAAAGAUCUUUCAAAAGAGAUCUUACAAACACUUUCAGAGCGGAAGAAGAAGUAUUGGGACUCUCUACCGGCUGAAAGCGCAUACUUCUUGAGCGUAAACAGAAAUAAACGUAGUAUAACGGUCGAUUUGAAAAAGCCGGAAGGGAAAAAGAUCGUUGAAGAAUUGAUCAAAUCAGCAGAUGUUGUUGUGGAGAAUUAUCUUCCUGGGAAAUUGGCAAAGAUGGGAUUGGGGUAUGAAGAUGCAAAAAGGUUGAACCCAUCAAUCGUCUAUGCUUCAAUUACGGGAUAUGGACAAACGGGACCCUAUUCUAGUGCUGCUGGGUAUGAUGUGAUCAUUGCUGCUGAUGCAGGUAUGUUCCAUAUCACCGGAGAAGCAGAUCGACCACCGGUCAAGAUUGGAGUCGCAAUGACAGAUCUAACGACAGGUCUGUACGUUCAUGGAGCAAUCAUGGCAGCUUUACUCGGACGUGGAAAGACCGGUCAAGGCGUUCAUAUUGAUGCAAGUUUAUUCGAAUCUCAAAUUGCAUCUUUGGUAAACGUUGCUUCGAGUUAUCUCGUUGCAGGAAAAGAAGCAAAACGUUGGGGAACAGCACAUCCUUCGAUCGUACCUUAUCAAGUCUUUGCAACGCAGGAUAAUUUCUUGAUGGUAGGAGCGGGAAAUGAUGGACAAUUCCGCAAAUUGACAAAAGCACUUGGUGAACCUGCUCUUGCAGAUGAUGAGCGAUAUGCCACCAACGCACAAAGAGUUGCUAAUCGAGAUGAAUUGAUUGACAAGCUGAGUGCCUUGUUCUCACACAAAUCAACCAAGCAGUGGUGUGAUGAAAUCUCAAAGCUUGGAAUUCCAAUCGCACCAAUUCGAAACAUUCAAGAAACAUUUGAACAUCCUCAAGCUGUAGGAAGAGAUGUUGUCUGUGAAGUUGAUCAUCCUCGGGCCGGUAAGAUUAAAAUCAAUUCUCCUGCCGUUCGAUAUGGAGAAGGAAAGAUGCAGGUUUUGCGUCCACCACCGGUCUUAGGUCAACAUACCGAAGAGGUCUUGGGUGAAUUAGGAUACGACGAAAGCAAGAUUGAUCAGCUAAGAGAACAAGGCGCAAUCGGACAGUGA
This is a messenger RNA of Meira miltonrushii, 1395 nucleotides long. Its product is annotated as CAIB BAIF family enzyme. Gene Ontology annotation, molecular function: catalytic activity. Lineage: Eukaryota; Fungi; Basidiomycota; Exobasidiomycetes; Exobasidiales; Brachybasidiaceae. Bases 1 to 1395 code for a protein of 464 amino acids. The record is from RefSeq and is a predicted model, not a curated record. The transcript has a single exon.